Molecule: messenger RNA, 1170 nt
Organism: Cyclocybe aegerita
Lineage: Eukaryota; Fungi; Basidiomycota; Agaricomycetes; Agaricales; Hemipholiotaceae
Source: the annotation of a GenBank genome assembly
AUGGACGCCCCACCCUUCACACAAACACCUUUCAGCGGGCAGGCGGCUCCAGACGAGGCCCCCACCCCUCGCCCAACUUCGGAUUACUUCCAAUUUUUCUACUUCCAUGCCAAGAAUGUGAUCGAGUGCCUGAAUGUCGUCCCAUUCCUCAAGGAGUCGGAGAGUCUCCGCGUGCUCUUCUCUCUGCCAGUAUCCGACCCCACUGAGGGCACCCCAACAAACCCUAUCGUUCUUGAAGGCACAUCCAGGGGCAUGCUGCAGGCGCUAGCCAUUUAUGUGAACAACUAUGGCUGGAGUGACGAUGUCUUGGACAAGGUGUCACUGGUGCAUAUCUUGCACUUUGGCCACAUGUGGGGGGCCAAAAAACCCUUGACUUGGGCUAUCAAGAAGCUCGAGCUCUUGCAGAUCUCUCCAGCAAGGAUGCUUGAGCUCGCUGGCCACUACAAUGUCAAGCAGUGGGUCAAGCCUGCAACGAGGGCGCUUCUUGACACCCCUUUGAAGCGCUAUACCACUGAAGACAAGCUUACUUUGGGGUUGGAGAUCUUCUCCAUCAUUGCUGAAGCACAAGAGGAGCUGGAGUAUGUUAUGAAGUACGUAGCUACCAUCCCUCCUCCCCUUCUCAAGGAAACAGCCACUCGCAGCCUCCUGUGGUGCCCCCACCAUGCUCAUUGUGUAGUAGCCUGGGCCGAGGGAUGGUGGCUGGACAUUGCCCGCCGCCUUGUUGAUCCAGAGAAGCCUCUUUCGUUCUUCAGGAUCACUGACCAGCUUGAGGUCACACAGUUCCCUGGGAUGCGCGACAAGUGCUGCAAGGACGCCAUCGCGUUCCUCCGCGAGCACCCGAGCGCCUUCUCCGGCCACUAUACUGUCUCCCAGCGCACCGUUGAGCGUGACGGCAGCUUCCUCCCACCUGCUGACGAGCUUGCACAAGACCCGAGGGCACCGCAUUCCGACUGGUUCCCUUUGCCAGAGGCCGAGCGUGAUGCUGGCAUCUUUAUCAAUGGCGACGACGAGAUCCAAGCGGCCCAGGACAUUUUGGGUGAAGACUUCGACUACGACGCUGAUGACGACAAUAACAGCAUAGAUGUCUAUUGCGAAGCCCUGUUCCGCAUGGAGAGCUUCCUGAAUGCACAGGCAAGCGAGGUAUCAGAAGAGGAGUCAGAUGACUUGUAA